Messenger RNA from Teleopsis dalmanni, 984 nucleotides. It is a transcript of the gene Rrp40, whose product is annotated as exosome complex component RRP40. The transcript is spliced from 2 exons. The record is from RefSeq and is a predicted model, not a curated record. Gene Ontology annotation, molecular function: RNA binding. NCBI's taxonomy places the organism in Eukaryota, Metazoa, Arthropoda, Insecta, Diptera, Diopsidae. Gene Ontology annotation, biological process: TRAMP-dependent tRNA surveillance pathway; poly(A)-dependent snoRNA 3'-end processing; nuclear polyadenylation-dependent rRNA catabolic process. Bases 224 to 937 code for a protein of 237 amino acids. Gene Ontology annotation, cellular component: nuclear exosome (RNase complex); cytoplasmic exosome (RNase complex).
AAUGCGGUAAAUGUCAAGUUUUAGCCAUCAGACGAAUAGUAAAUAAAACACACAUGAAAAGUUCAAAUAUUUUAAUAAAGAAUUUUGUUUACAUGUGAAAUUUAUAGCGCUAUAUUGCUCACAACAAACAGUACCACAAUUCAGCAGUCCACAUUAUUGUUUUAAUCAAAAUACCGACAGGUUAACACAUUUUUAUAAAGUAAAAUAUUAUAAUUUUAUAAAGAUGAAUGAAAGUAAAAGCGGAAGAGUGCUACUCCCUGGUGAUAAGUUACCAAUUUUGCACGAUGUAUCGAAAAUAAAUAAAGUAGUUGUUGGUCCGGGGAUAGGUUGUUUAAGCACGCAUUGUCAAAGUGAAGUUGCUGCUAAAUUGACUUACAGGAGUCCAAAUAUAUAUUAUAUGAGUGGGUUCGGUAAUCGAUACGAACCUGUACGUGGUGACAAUGUUAUUGGUGUUGUCAUGAAUAAAUCAACAGAUAACUUCCGCAUUGAAAUUAACUCAUAUGAACAGGUUUCAUUGGAUUAUCUAGCAUUUGAAGGUGUCACAAAGAAAAAUCGCCCUGAUUUGGAUGUAGGCGAUUUGGUUUAUGCACGUAUAUUAAGCAGUGGUCCCAUGUAUGAAGCUGAAGUAGUAUGUGUAGACGCUGUGGGUAAACAGAGACGAAUGGGCAAAUUACCUGAUGGAGGCUAUGUCUUUGAUUGUCUGUUAAGUACUUGCCAACUGAUAUUGAAUAAAGAGUGUACAUUUCUUAGUGAACUGACAAAGCAUUUUACUUUCGAAAUUGCUGUUGGCUUAAAUGGAAGAAUUUGGGUAAAGUCAAAAUACCCAAAAGACACAAUGGCAAUUGUGAAUGCUAUUUUAAGUUUUCAAUAUAUGCCAGAGGAUAUGUUUAAAGAUUUGUGUCAAAGUGCGUCAGAUAGCGCUUUUGGUUAUGACUAAUUUAACAUAGGUCUUUCUUUAAUUUAAUUUGCAUACAAAAUUUUCUA